This is a messenger RNA of Aspergillus pseudotamarii, 931 nucleotides long. Its product is annotated as WD40 repeat domain-containing protein. Gene Ontology annotation, molecular function: protein binding. The record is from RefSeq and is a predicted model, not a curated record. NCBI's taxonomy places the organism in Eukaryota, Fungi, Ascomycota, Eurotiomycetes, Eurotiales, Aspergillaceae. Bases 107 to 856 code for a protein of 249 amino acids. Gene Ontology annotation, cellular component: nucleus; transcription repressor complex. Gene Ontology annotation, biological process: negative regulation of transcription by RNA polymerase II. The transcript has 2 exons.
UCUACUGUUCCGGGCUAGUAUUUUCACCAAUGCAAAGUAUUAUUAGAAAGAUGUUUUCUGAUAGCAUACCCAAGCAAUUAAACAUACUACCACGGGUGAAAGAUUUAUGGAGCCCAGAACUACAAACACUCGAGGGCCAUUCCGAUGUGGUUUCUUCAUGGCCUUCUCCCCUGACGGGCAGACGAUAGCUUCCGGCUCGUGGGACAAGACCAUCAAGCUCUGGGAUACCAAGACCGGCAUGGAGCUGCAGGCGCUCGAGGGCCAUUCCAAUUGGAUUUCUUCAGUGGCCUUCUCCCCUGAUAGGCAGACGAUAGCUUCCGGCUCAGUCGACAAGACCAUCAAGCUAUGGGAUACCAAGACCGGCAUGGAGCUGCAGACGCUCGAGGGCCAUUCCGAUAUGGUUCUAUCAGUGGCUUUCUCCCCUGACAGGCAGACGAUAGCUUCCGGCUCAGGCGAUAACACUAUCAAGCUCUGGGAUGCCAAGACCGGUACGGAGCUGCAGACACUCAAGGGCCAUUCCGCGUCGGUUGGAUCAGUGGCCUUCUACCCCGACGGGCAGACUCUGGCCUCCGGCUCAGGCGACAACACCAUCAAGCUAUGGGAUGCCGAGACCGGUACGGAGCUGCAGACACUCAAGGGCCAUUCCUUGUCGGUCAGUUCAGUUAUGAACGAACCCAAUUUCAAUUCCCAUUCUCAGAUAUCUUUAUCGAAUGCUUGGGUCGCCCUAGGAGGUGAGAAUCUACUUUGGCUUCCUGCUGAGUAUCGGCAUUUUGCUUGCCAUGCUGUGAAGGACGCCACACUUGCUCUCGGGUAUAUGAAUGGUCGCGUUUCUAUUAUAGGAUUCCAUACGCCGUAGGUUGAAGUUCUUUACAUUCAACUUAGGUCUCUUAUUUUCUAAUAUCUUUGGAAAAGAAGGGUCUUAGAUAGCUGA